AUGCAUGAUGUUCGUGGCUUGUCUGACACUGAGUGGGUGUCAGAUGAGUUGGAUAGUGGUCCAGACAGUGAGGACGAUGAUGAUUCCAUUCGGAGAACUUUGUUUCCCACAUUUAGCAUGCCUAAAAGUUUGACGGAUUAUAAAUGGGAAAAUGACAAAAAGAGGGUUGCUGUAAAAUGUUUGGGGAGCCAGGGUAAAUGCAAAUGGUAUGCUUAUUGUGCUUACAGGUCAGCUGCCAAGUCAUGGCAGCUAAGAAAAGUUAUUGAUGAUCAUAGUUGUAGUACAGUUUGUAAUGUGAAGUUGAUGACUUCUAAGUGGUUGAGUCAAAGGAUGGUAAAAUUUGUCAAAGAGAACCCUAAUAUGAAGGUGAUGGACAUUAGGGACAAAGUAAGUAGGAAAUGGAAUGUAGGAAUCUCUAGAAAUAUGGCUUUUAGGGUAAGAGUCAUGGCAAAAGAUAAUGUUGAGGGGUCAUUCAAGGAACAAUAUAGAAGAAUCUAUGAUUAUGGUCAUGAACUUCUGAGAGCAAAUCCAGGUUCAACAGUCAAAAUAAAGGUUGAAAAUAGUAAUGAAGAGUGUAUAUUCAAUAGAAUUUAUGUAUGCUUGAAAGCAUGCAAAGAUAGCUUCAUUAGUUGUAGACCCAUCAUUGGAUUAGAUGGAUGCUUUUUGAAAGGCAAGUAUGGAGGGGAGUUACUAACAGCAAUUGGAAGAUAUGGAAAUGAACAAAUUCUUCCCAUUGCAUAUGUUGUUGUUGAGGGACUUUUGCCAGCAAUUCAAGAUCUUCUACCUGGGGUAGACCAAAGAUUUUGUGUUAGACAUUUGUAUUCCAACUUCAGAAAGAAAUUUCCUGGAAAAGACCUUAAACAUAUGAUGUGGAGGGCAGCAACAACCACAUAUCCACAACUAUGGGAGGCUGAAAUGAGGAAAAUUAAAGAGAUAAAUGUAGACGCAUUUAAAUACUUGAUUGUAAUUCCACCUAGGUUUUGGUCAAGAUCUAGAUUCAGUCCUAGAUCACAAUCUGACACUCUUGUCAACAACAUGUGUGAGGGGUUCAACAGUGUGCUAGUUAGUAGUAGGUGUAAGCCACUUAUCAAUAUGUUAGAAGACAUUAGGGUUUACAUCAUGAAGAGAUGGGCUACGAACAGGACAAAAAUGGGUUUGUAUCAAGGUUCUGUGUGCCCUAAGGUUCUCAACAAAUUCGAAAAGCAGUCAUGGUUAACCAGAUAUUGGUUACCAAGAUGGUCAUCAAAUCAAUUAUUUGAAGUCUUACACAUUUCACAAUUUGGGGAGCAAUUUGUUGUCAAUAUUGAAAACAAGGACUCCAGUUGUAGAAAGUGGUUAAUAACUGGAAUUCCUUGCACUCACGCAAUAACUGCAAUGAAAUGCUUGAAUUUAAAUGCAGAAGACUACAUUGGCCAUUGGUUUAGGAAGUCUACUUAUGAAGAGACCUACAACACCAUCAUUUAUCUUAUUAAUGGUCAACUUGUCUGGGACAUAACUUCAUAUCCAGAUGUGUUACCCCCAAAGAAAAAGACAAUGCCAGGAAGACCCAAGAAAAAAUGA
Messenger RNA from Vigna angularis (adzuki bean), 1560 nucleotides. RefSeq lists its product as uncharacterized. The record is from RefSeq and is a predicted model, not a curated record. The coding region runs from base 1 to 1560 and encodes 519 amino acids. Gene Ontology annotation, molecular function: zinc ion binding. Lineage: Eukaryota; Viridiplantae; Streptophyta; Magnoliopsida; Fabales; Fabaceae. The transcript has 5 exons.